This is a messenger RNA of Nematocida major, 2598 nucleotides long. RefSeq lists its product as uncharacterized. The transcript has a single exon. Gene Ontology annotation, cellular component: chromatin; nucleus. The record is from RefSeq and is a predicted model, not a curated record. NCBI's taxonomy places the organism in Eukaryota, Fungi, Microsporidia. Bases 1 to 2598 code for a protein of 865 amino acids. Gene Ontology annotation, molecular function: ATP binding; nucleosome binding; histone binding. Gene Ontology annotation, biological process: nucleosome organization; regulation of transcription by RNA polymerase II.
AUGAAAGAAGGGGUAAUUGAAAGGUAUAAAGAAUUUAUAGGCGACAAUGUGCUGUUUCAAAUACUUUUGGGAAACAAAAAGUCCACCCGAAGAACGGUCAAGAAGCUGAAGACAGACAAAAGCCAGUCUCGCAUCCUGAAAGAAGACGACGGCUUUGACAUGGACGACUCGGAGGCAUUUAUGUAUACGCAGUCGCCCCCGUAUAUAACAGGAACGCUCAGAAACUACCAAAUAGAGGGGCUGAACUGGCUUAUAAACAUGUACGAGAAAAAGAUCAAUUGCAUUCUGGCAGACGAAAUGGGGCUGGGGAAGACUCUGCAGACAAUUUCUUUGCUGGGCUAUCUGUACUCCUCAAAGAAGAACAAGCUCCCGAAUCUGCUUAUAGUUCCAAAGUCCACGCUGCAGAACUGGAAAAACGAGUUUAAGAAGUUUAUGCCAAAUGUCAAAACCAUCAUAUUCCACUGCAGCAAGAAAGACAUCCGCACAAAGGCCAAAGAGCUUCAGGAGCUCGACUACAUUGCAUGCAUAACAACAUACGAAAUGUGUCUGUCGGGGAAGUCGCAGCUGCAAACUGUCGAGUGGCAGUACAUUGUCAUAGACGAGGCGCACAGAAUUAAAAACGAGCAGACGGUUCUUAGCAAAGUGGUCCGGGUUAUUCCUUGCUCGCACAGGCUUCUUCUUACGGGAACGCCCCUGCAGAACAACAUACACGAGCUGUGGGCUUUGCUGAACUUUCUGGCCCCGGAGGUCUUCUCAGACGGGGAGGGCUUUGAUGCGUGGGUGGAGUCGGCGUCCAGCGACUCGGAAAAUGAAACAGUUGACAAGCUCCGAAACUUGCUGAGUCUGUUCAUUCUUAGGAGAGAAAAGGCGGACGUGGAGAAGUCCCUCCUUCCAAAGAAAAUCAUAAACCUAUACUCUCCGCUCACGGAGAUGCAGAGAAAGUGGUACAAAAUGAUUUUGGAGAAAGACGCCGAAAAUGUUGUAAACGAAGGCUCGAAGAUGCAGCUGAUGAACAUUGUGUGCCAGCUCAGGAAGUGCUGCAACCAUCCGUACCUGUUUGACGGGGCAGAGCCCGGCCCUCCAUACACCACGGGAGAGCACAUGAUAGAAAACAGCGGAAAAAUGGUGAUGCUGGACAAGCUGCUGGUAAACUUAAAGCAGAAGGGCAGCCGAGUCCUGAUAUUCAGCCAGAUGACGCGCAUGCUAGACAUACUUGAGGACUACUGCGGCUUCAGGCAGUACGCGUACUGCAGGAUAGACGGCAGCACGGCAACAGAAGACAGGUGCCAGGCCAUUGAAGAGUUCAACAAGCCCAACAGCGAGGCGUUUAUAUUCCUUCUGAGCACGCGCGCAGGGGGACUUGGUAUAAACCUGGCAACAGCAGACGUGGUGAUAGUCUACGACAACGACUGGAACCCGCAGAUGGACUUGCAGGCCCAGGACAGAGCCCACCGAAUAGGCCAGAAGAAACAGGUUUUUGUCUUUAACUUUCUAACAGAAAACACAAUUGAAGAAAAAAUACUGGAGAGGGCGCUGAAAAAGCUGAAGCUCGACGAAAUAAUUGUCCAAAAUGGAAAAAAGAAAAACAAUGCAAUUUCUCAGAACGAGCUGCUGGGAAUACUUGCAAGCGGGGUCGACAACGUGUUCGACUCCGACAACAAGAUAGACAGGACAAUUGAGGAGACCAUUCGGAUAGGAAUGGAGAAAACUGACCAAAUGAACACGCGGGUGGGCGAGCAGGACGUUCUGAAGGACCUGACAAACAACGAAAUAAAGGCAUACGAGUGGGAGGGCGAGGACUACAGCGCAAAGAAUGCGAAGAUGAAGCUUGCAAAGUACAUAGUCGUCCCAGAAGGCGGGAGGACCAGAGGAAUUGCGCAGGGAAUACUUGCAAAGAGGAAGGCUAUUGGAAUUCGGCAGUACAACCUUCCCGAGCACCAGUUCCACCCGCAGAGGCUGCAUCUGCUGCAGAAGAAGGAAAUGGAGGAGUUCCAGGCGAACGGCAGCACAGAAAGUCUGCUGACCGCAGAGGAGCAGGAAGAAAAGAAGGCGCUUUUCGAGCAAGGCUUCAACAACUGGACAAAGAGAGACUUCUGGGCGUACAUAAAAGCGUGCGAGAGGUACGGGAGAGACGACUUGGAGAAAAUCUCAAACGACCUCUCAGACAAGACGCGGGAGGAGGUUGCGAAGUACGGAGAAGUGUUCUGGGCGAGAAUUAAAGAGCUCCCGGACGCAGAAAAGAUACAAACACAGAUCCAACGGGGGGAGAGCAGGAUUGUAAGAACCCAGAGGAUAAAGGAUUAUCUAAACGAAAAAAUCACGAAGGAAGGCGAAAACUUCAGAGUUCCAUACCCAGGAAACAACAAGUCCAUAGGCUUUACAGAAGAAGCGGACAGGUUCAUCCUGCUUAUGCUCAACAAGAAAAUGGGAACGCCCGGAUGCUAUGACGACCUAUGGCAUAGGAUACGCGAGACAGAAGAGUUUGCGUUUGACUACUAUCUGAAAGUGCGCACGCCGCACGACCUGCAGAAAAGGGCGCAGUUUCUGUUUACAGGCCUGCUCAAGGACAAGAAAGGAAGCGUGCAGGCGGAUCUGUAG